Trypanosoma brucei brucei TREU927 is the source of this 2805-nucleotide messenger RNA. RefSeq lists its product as hypothetical. The transcript has a single exon. Gene Ontology annotation, cellular component: cytoplasm. The record is from RefSeq and is a predicted model, not a curated record. NCBI's taxonomy places the organism in Eukaryota, Euglenozoa, Kinetoplastea, Trypanosomatida, Trypanosomatidae. The coding region runs from base 1 to 2805 and encodes 934 amino acids.
AUGACGGCACUCGACUUUCAGUUUGUACAAGGAAGUGAACGCCUGGAUUGGGGUGUGCUGGUAAGUAUUGACAUUCAGCGUCUCAUAAAAGACACCAACGUGGAUACUCUACAGCGGGUGGUGGAAAACAUCGCGUUCGCUCGCCUAACACGUGAUGAGGCGGCGAUGUUUACCCCCGACCACUUUAUCCAUCUUUACACACUUUGUCAACUGGUUAUUCAGUAUUUGGUCUGCUCGCAAGAGUGUCUCGCAAAGAUAAACGUAAAACUUAACGAGCGCAUGCAAGAGUCUCAGCAAGGCGUUGAUUCACUGAAACAGGAAUGCGACCGGUUGAAUCAGGAAAACAGCGUUUUGAGGAAAGAGGUGAAGGCACAACGCCGCACGUUGUUGGCAUACGAAUAUAAUAGGGCAGGAAGAAACGCGACGGCGGGCUCAACAUAUAUAUGUCCACAGUGCGGCGAAAUGUAUGGAAAGUGCGAGUCAUUACAAUCACACAUACGAAAGCGUCAUAUGAUGAAGCCUGCAGUAGAAUCGCCGUUAGUACAGGUUCAACCACAGCAACAACCACAAACCGCGCUGGAGCCACCACGACAACCAGAGCAGUGGAAGACCGAUUAUGACCUUAAAAUGCACCAAUUGCAGGAUAAACUGAGUUCGAUAGAGCAACUCCUCGAGAAGGAAAGAGAUAGAAACGAUCGUCUGCAGCGUGAAGGUAUGAUGAUGAUGAUGCAGGCGGCACUGAUUGGGCAGAAGCCGGCCUCUCCAGUACCGCCCUCAGCAGAAGGUGGGAAAGCCAAUGUCCAGGCUGGACAGCCAAUAUCGCCACAACAGCAGAAGUUGGAGCAAACGAAGUCUGAGCCAACUCUUCCGGGGUUGCCGACAGUGCAGGCUGCAGGCGUUGCAGCUCUUCCGCAUCGGAAUUCACAGCAAUCUUUAUUUGCUGUUCCCGUUGUCCCCGACGUCGCAGCACUGCAGCAGUACAACAAUACACGACAACAGGAAGCAAGUAACAGCGCACUUGUCAAACAGGUGGAAGAGUUGCAGAAGGUUGUGAAAAGUUUGAAGGAAGGAAAGCAGUCUGAAUCGGCACUCCCUGCGACAUCAGUGAGUGGGAAUGCUGCGGGACCAUCGGCUUCCCCGUCGUGGCUUACUGUGAACGAAAUGCAGCAGGGUAACGCCGAGAAACCUGCAAUAUCUGCCCUCUUAUCGAGGGCUGCUAACGUAGGUUCUGCGAACACUGCGAAAGUGGGACCUGACACAAAUACAUCAGUGCCUCCGUUGCAAACACAGCCACUCAGAGCUGUGCAAGAGUUAAACCCGCAGUGUGUAGCAAUGACCCAACAACCUCUGAUACAGCAACAGCACCCAUUAGACCUGCAGCGCGAAACGCGCACGCUGCCAACGGCAACACAGCAGUUACCUCUGCAGCAGCCUGUUGCGCUACAUCCUACGGCUUCUGCAACGAUACCAUUAGCACCUCAGCAGGUGCCCCCCGCCACGGCGCAAAUGGUGCAACAGCACCCUUCGGACCCACACUACCAAACACAUGCAUUCCCAACGGCAACUCAGCGUACGUCGUUAGACCAACAACAGCCAAUAACGGGGUUGACGACAAUCACAGCACCACCAAUAGAAUCACCGAAAAUACAAACCGCGCAGCAGACUUCAACUCAUCUGGCAACGCAGCAAGCACCAAACCCGCAGCAUGUACCGUCGACUCAACAGCCCCUGGCACCAGCGUCGAUACAGCAGCAGCAUCCAUUAGUCGAACCAAACCAAAUAUAUGCACCGUCGGCGGUACCACAGCAGUUGCCAUUUCCUGGUGCACGACCGGCGGUGCCGCAGCCCCUGCAACCGCAACCGCAACCGCAACCGCAACUGCUCCCUUCAGCACCACAGGCAGCGACAGCGCCACCGGUGCAACAACAGCAAGAGGUGACGAAAGGAGAACCCCAAACUGUACCGGCGCCUCACACUUCGGUAGCACCUCCUUCCCUAUCUCAGCAACCGCAGCCACACACAGUCACUGAGGUGGUUCACAACACUUCUCACCUCACUGCCGGAGUUGUUGCACCCGUGGAUGUAAUGCCAAUCACUAGCGCAGCCCGCCCUUCAAAAUGUAUCGUAUCAAACUGCGCCUCCUCAAUGGCCAGCAUGGGAUCCCUUCCACAGCUUUUCUCGACGCUAAAACCGCCGGGACAGGUACAGAACUCUGGGAAGAGUUCUUUAUUGGAUGAUAGUCUAUCGGUAAGGCCUAAACCCUCUACUGCGGCUCCAGGCGUGGACUGUCAAGUGGUUCAACACUUGGUUUCGUCCUCUAAACCGUCGACGGCCGCGUCGUCGUGUACGCCGGAAUGGUUAAGGAACGACAGCAUCACUGAUAGCGGCCGGAACGGUGCAACAGGGCGCGGUUAUGCCCCCUCUGGAGGCACUAAUUUUGCAAUCCCAAAAGAAUCUAACGUUGUGCCCACGGCUCCAAUGGAGAGCCCGCCGGGACUGGCUUCCACUACCGGCGUUGCGGUCUCGCCUCCCGGUACUCACCCUAAUGCAGGGUUGGAGACGUCCAAUAGUGUGAUACGAGCAAUUCCGGUACCUGUGCAGCAACACCAACCGGGACCAAAGGUGAUGGUACCUCCCUUUGCUGCAUCACUUCCAGUGCCCGUCCCAACAACUUCUCCUCCAUUGAGCUUGGGAAGCGGUGUUGCGCCUAUGCAUGUGGAAACGGGAGUCGCACAGGUCAGUGCCGACGUGAAAGUUGCCAAUAUUUCUGUCACUGACUUGAGUUCUGGUGGUAGUAGUGUAUGA